AUUCUCUGACACGUAAUACGAUAAGAAUGCUGACGUUCAAAGUUCCGGACCGAAAGCCACAUAACCUAUGUAUGAGAUAACUGUUCUCGGAUAAAUAUUUUGGUUAAAUAUUUGGUGACGAUGGAAGACAACGACAAAUUCAGAAAGCCGCACUAUCCCCGAAGAAACGGCCCUUUCAGGCCACCUCCAGGGGUUCAAAAAGCCAUUCAGAAUUUUGGAGUGAAAGAUCUUAGGGAAAUACUUGAUAAGAAGCAGCAGGGAAAGUUCGAAGAUGAUAAGAAACCAGAACCUAAAGAAAAUCGUCCUCCUCCAGACCCACCAUACAACUAUCUUAAAGACCCCACCAGAGAUUCAUCCGUUCAGCCGGAGGAUAAACAUCACUUACCUCAAAGGGGCAAUCAGCGCCCAAGAAACGAAGACUCAUCGAGAAAAGGACAACCCAGAAAUCGAGACCAACAAACUAUCAGUGAAAGGCAUUCGUCUGCACCCCAUGCCACCGAGGACAGACAGGGGAGGGCUUCAAAAAAAGAGUUGCGUUUUAUGGAUCCUGUUGAUGACAAUUCUCAGGAUAUGCGAGGUGAAAAGUCUGACGAUUUGCGUGGGGAAAAGCCUCAGGAUGUGCAUGGUGAAAAGCCCAACUUUAGAGGCCGGAGUCAUAGAAGAGGGCAUAACCCGCGACAUACUGAGCCCAGAGAAGAGAGACUCGAGAACCUUGUAAAUAUCAAGGUGGAAUUGAGCACGGAAACUGGACACCGAAAUUGUGUACUAGAUGAGAGCACAAAAAUUCCAGACCUGAAGUACAUCCCAGAUCAGCAUAGGAAACCACGUGGAAGGGGUUCCUAUAGGGGCAGAGGCCGAGGUAGGGGUAGUUUUAGAGGCAGAAAGGAAAUGUCGAAUCGAAGUAGCUCGGAAGAGCCAAAACAAAGCGAAGCAGAAAGUCCAGCGAAUGCUUCAGCAGCGCAUAGUCCUGAAAUUGCCACUGAUGAAAAUCCGGAAAAUGCUGAACCUGAAGAAUUUGUUGAUAGCAAUGAAAAUUAUGACGACAGUGGAUACGUUGAAACAAACUUCAGCCAUCAAGAAGAAAAUGAACAACCUAAAACUGCGUUUGACGCCAGUUUAGUGGAAGCAAUCACCAUAACUUCUCAAAAGCUUCAGGAUGGAGGUGCACAACGAGCCGUCGAAGGCACAGCCACAAAGGAGAGUGAAACGAAUGAAAAUCUUGAUUAAGUGCCGACCAACUGAUUGUGUACAGUUUUACUGUGUUAUUUGGAUUCUUAUCCUUUACCUUCGCUGUUUUCUCUGGAAUGUUUUUAUACUAGUCUAUUGUGAGUUGCAUUAUUUUUGUUGUACUGCUUUUCUUGUGAUAUUUUCCAAUUCGUACCUUUUCCUCUUUUAAUUCAUAGAGUUUUAGGAAAAAUGCGUUUAUUUUUAUAUUUUUAUGUGCGACAAUAUCAUAUUCUGUUAUACUGGCUUAUUUUCUUUGCUAACUGGUGCUUUUUACCCUUUGGCAUCCUUUUGGCCCAAUGGUGACAAAAUGCAGACAAUGAAUGACAUUGUUGCAAUAUAUAAAUGUUUUGUCUAUGUGCAGCUUUUUUUAAAAAGUGAUAUUUUUAUGCUAAGUUGUCAUAUUUAUGCUUCGUAUGUAUUAUGUAAAAGUAACAUCAAAGAAAAUAUAAUUGAAAUAUUUACUACACAA
This is a messenger RNA of Dendroctonus ponderosae (mountain pine beetle), 1696 nucleotides long. RefSeq names its product thyroid hormone receptor-associated protein 3. The record is from RefSeq and is a predicted model, not a curated record. The coding region runs from base 121 to 1227 and encodes 368 amino acids. The transcript has 3 exons. Lineage: Eukaryota; Metazoa; Arthropoda; Insecta; Coleoptera; Curculionidae.